Molecule: messenger RNA, 2251 nt
Organism: Pteronotus mesoamericanus
Lineage: Eukaryota; Metazoa; Chordata; Mammalia; Chiroptera; Mormoopidae
Gene: ZFP1
Product: ZFP1 zinc finger protein
Exons: 4
Coding region: 152-1372 (406 amino acids)
Biological process (GO): regulation of DNA-templated transcription
Source: RefSeq, a predicted model, not a curated record
CCACCUCUAGCCGCGAGUGGGUCAUAGGGCUCCGGUUUCCGUGCGUCUUCGCUGCCCAGCGCUGUGACCCUUCCUGACACUGGGCCACGAGUAGAGAGUGCCCCUCUAGGUCUGCUUUCAUACCUGUGCCUUCACCCAGAAGCGGCAGAAAAUGAACAAAUCCCAGGGACCGGUCUCAUUCACGGAUGUGACUGUGGACUUCACCCAGGAAGAGUGGGAGCAGUUGGACCCAUCUCAGAGGAUCCUGUACAUGGAUGUGAUGCUGGAGAACUACAGCAACUUACUGUCAGUGGAGGUGUGGAAGGCUGACGACCAGAUGGAGAGGGAGCACAGUGACCCCGAGGAGCAGGCGAGGCCAUUUAUAAUCUUUAAGAACCAAACCCCGAUUGAGGAAAGAAGUGAUCUCUUUGGCAAGUCAUUCAGUCUGAGCACAGACUUUGUUUCUUUGAGACAAGUACCCUAUAAAUUCGACUUAUAUGAAAAAACUUUGAAAUAUAGCUCAGACUUACUUAACAGUAAUAGCUAUAUAAGGAAGCAAGCUGAUGAGUAUGAUGGAUUUGGAAAAGCACUUCUCUAUCUAAAGCAAGAGAAAACCCAUCCUGGAAUGGAAUACGUUGACUAUAACAAAAGUGGAAAAGCCUUUGGCCAUAAAGAAGCCAUUUUUAAACAUCAGAAAAUUAGAAAUUUGGUACAACCUUUCAUUUGUAAUUACUGUGACAAGACUUUCUCCUUCAAGUCACUCCUUGUUAGUCAUAAGAGAAUACAUACUGGAGAAAAACCUUAUGAAUGUAAUGUAUGUAAGAAAACCUUCUCCCAUAAGGCAAACCUCAUUAAACAUCAGAGAAUUCAUACGGGGGAGAAACCCUUUGAAUGUCUUGAAUGUGGAAAAGCUUUCACCCACCAGUCAAACCUCAUUGUUCACCAGAGAGCACAUAUGGAGAAGAAGCCAUAUGAAUGCAGUGAAUGCGGCAAGACGUUUGCCCAGAAGUUUGAACUCACUACCCACCAGAGAAUCCAUACAGGGGAGCGUCCCUAUGAGUGUAAUGAAUGUGCAAAAAGCUUCUUUAAGAAAUCAAACCUCAUAAUACAUCAGAAAAUUCACACAGGGGAGAAACGUUACGAAUGCAGCGAAUGUGGGAAAUCCUUUAUCCAGAACUCGCAACUCAUUAUACACAUGAGAACUCACACAGGAGAGAAACCCUAUGAGUGUACGGAAUGCGGCAAAACAUUCAGCCAGCGGUCAACUCUCAGGUUACACUUGCGAAUCCAUACGGGAGAGAAACCAUACGAGUGUUCUCAGUGUGGGAAAGCCUUCAGCAGAAAGUCCCGACUCAGUGUCCACCUAAGAGUGCACAUAGGUGACAAACCCUGAGGUCACAGCCAGUUGAACUGUGCAGAACCCUUCCAGCAGAACCCUCCAGUCGAGGAGAGCCACCUAAGGUAGUGCGGAGCGUGGGAAUUCAUACUGAGAUACAAUCUAGCGACUCAAAAAUGUGUGAAAAUAGGGUCCCCUAAGAACAAUAAUAAAUACACUGAAGAUUAGGUGUGAUACUCAACUAAAGAAUACAUAGCAGAAUAUAUCCAAUUGUAAAUAGACAUACUUAACUACAUUACAUUGAGCUUUUUAAAAUCUGGAAUGAAUUAUUCAAGAAUGAAACAUUCUGGGAAGCAGCAGAAAAGAUCUACAGACAGAACCUAGGAGUUUAGUGGUGUUGUGUGUGAUUAUGCCACAAAAAAAAAAUUCACACACAAAAAUAUACUUUAGAUCUACACAUAUGAAUUUAACGUUAGUCACUGGAAGUUUGCAAUUCUUAUCCUCUGUAAUAAUGAGGACACAUCAAACAAGAUUUUCCAUAUUAAAUAUCACAUGUGUUUUUCAGCAUCUUUACAACUCAGUAUGCAUUCCAAAUGAAAUACGGAACAGAUUUUAAAGUAGCAUGUAACAUGUUUUCUCCUACUGCUUGCUUGCUUAUAUAAGUUGGUAUGAUCAUUGUUAUUGAGCUGCCUCUUGAUUAGCAGAAGACAGUGUUGAAGUUUUAACGUGCUUCUGGACUUGCUGAAGAUUUCCUAGGACCAUUACUUACAUAAAUAUGCAAAUAAGAGAUAAUUAGGGAAGAGGUCUAGAGAGUAAAAGGUAGGGCUGUGGGCUCUUACUCAGUAUGUACCACAGGAUAAAAAUGGGCUACAGAGGAUAUCCACAUCCAUCAUGCUGUUUGUCAGUGGGGUGUUUACAUACAAAUGCAUGUCAGUU